UCUCAGGUUUCCUGCGUUUGGCUAGAAAACACGCUCAUGAGAUCACGUUACUAAAUACCGUGAAUCCUACCGCAGCUUAUCAGUAUUGUGGAUUAAAGCGGCUUUAAUUGGCCAUAGGCUACAAGCAAUUGAAUAUUCAAUUGAUAUCCUAUAAUCAACCAAAUAUAGUAACAGGAAUCGUCGCUCUUCCGUGUUCGGCAAUAUACUACUUUGUGAAGUUAAUUCAUAUGCGUAAUAGUGAUAAAAGGUAUUGACCCAAUAUAUUGAUAGUCGUCGUUGUAUAGCUCGAGUGAAAAGUAAGUCUACAGACCUAUAAUGGGCUGGACGAUUUUAAAUGUUAUAAACAUUCAAUGAACUUGUACGACAUAUGUGUGCAUAAAACUUGCGGCUCGGAUUGCCAAGCAAAUCUAGAGCAAAAUAAUGAGGUAUCGACGAGGAACAAUUCCUUUGAACGGAGCGGUUGGAAAUUUGCUGAAUCGAUUUGAAAUCUGAAGGGAUAAAGAAGGUGGAGAAAAAUAUUUGAUCAAGGUGCGCAGGGCAGGGGUAAUCGCGAGUUAAAAUUUUGUUUUGCUGUUGUCUUUCGUCAUUUAUGCGCAUGAGUGUACUUGGGUUGCCGAUUGCAAGUAGUUCGUUGUUUUAUAGACAGAGGUAGUCAUCGUCGUCGUUGCAUAUAGCAAACACCGGAGCAGCAGUCGGGCUGCGAAACGGUAUGGCCGAGGAACGUCAGUGUUCGUUUUCCCUCACGUGAACGACACGGGUAGUAUUUCUGUUGAAUUGUGAAGCGAUAUGUGUCUGGUAGUUGGUCACUGAAAAACAAUAGGAAAUUCCGAGUUACCUGAAAAGAUAGUCAACGAUGCUGUCUCAGGUGAAUCACAACACGAGGACUUCGAGCGGUAAACUGGAUGGAAAACGACCUAAGGAAUUGAUGUCGUCUUCCAGUCUUUCAGGCAUGUCGCAACUUUCGACUAGUAGCGACGAAGCCCUCGAACCCCUUGUACACAAGUCUCAUAAUAUUAUCGAAAAGUCUGAAAGCACAACGAAGGAUAGAGUAAUAAACAACGAAUGGCUACUGAGUGGCCCAGGAGGAAGUAGGCCGCCUGUAUUACGAUUCAAGUGUUCCGCGCUGGCCACACCGCCGGAGGAUCCACCUGCGAAGCGGUUACAUAUGACGUACAAGAUCUUUCAAACCGAUACAAAACUUAUCAGUUUGAUACUUCAGGCUCAUGGCCUUGCCGAAGUUUCCAUGAACGAAACGAAUUUCAACGUUCUAUGGAUGGGCAAUCAUCCUAAGCCUGACGUUCUUCGCAACUUGACACCAUAUCAGAAGGUCAAUCACUUUCCGAGGUCGUACGAAAUCACACGUAAGGAUCGGCUUUAUAAGAACAUUGAAGCGAUGCAAAGGAGCAAAGGUGCCAGGAAUCUGGAUUUUAUCCCGCAAACGUUUCUACUUCCUAGCGAAUCGAGGGAGUUGUUAACUGCACACUUCAGGUAUCGCGGGCCUUGGAUUGUAAAACCAAAAGCAAGCUCUCGUGGCCGCGGUAUUUACAUUGUUAACAGUCCAGAGAAGAUCCUCACAGAUGAAUCGGUUAUCGUGGCUCAGUACAUAAACAAUCCACUUUUGGUGGAUGGACAUAAAUGCGAUUUGCGAUUGUAUGUAGCAGUCACAAACUAUGAUCCACUUUUGAUAUACCUUUACGAGGAAGGACUAGUCAGAUUUGCCACUGUCAAGUACGACGGUGGUCAUCAAUAUGUAUGGAAUCCAUGCAUGCAUCUCUGCAACUAUAGCAUCAAUAAGUUCCAUGUGGAUUAUAUCAAGAGUGAGGAUCCAGAUGCGGAAGAUGUUGGUCAUAAAUGGACACUGUCAGCUUUGUUACGGCAUCUAAGAUCAAUGGGACAAGAUACAGAAUUAUUGAUGCAAAGGAUAGAGGAUGUUAUUGUGAAAUCUAUUUUAGCCACUGCCUCUGGCAUUGUCAGCGGGGUGAAGCAGUUUGUCAAACAUCCAGAUACCUGUUUUGAAUUGUUUGGAUUUGAUAUACUGAUUGAUGACACCCUAAAACCUUGGCUACUGGAGGUUAACCUGACCCCAUCAUUAGGCUGUGAUUCUCCGUUAGAUGUGAGAUUGAAAUCCGCUCUGAUGACUGAUCUGCUUACUCUUGUUGGGAUUGCCGCUAUUGAUCCAAUAUUGAGACCUCAGAGCACUCACAAUCGUUCAGUUGUCAAUCCUCCCAAGAAAAUGACCAGCUACAGGAGAGUCCAUUCAGCGGAAAUGUUGAUGCUCAAAAAGAAAACUGUAGCAAAAAAUAGCGUCAAUAAAUCAGGUCUCACAGCCGAACAACAGAGGAUAGUAGCGUCGGCUCGAGGGCAGUUUGAACGAAGAGGUGGAUUUGUUCGCAUUUUUCCAAGUCCAAAAUCAUGGGAAAUGUAUUCUCAAUACCUUGAUCCUGUCACAGGAAUACCAGUAGUUACGGAUCCAUUGGGUCCAGGAAGAAUACCACAGCAAGUCAAUACCAAUCAUAAUCUGAUGUUACAUGAACAACUAUUCCCAGCUGCUAGCCGAAUCACCGGAUUUAUUAUUCCAGAAGUGACGUUGGAUAGGCUCUCUAGAUACGAGAGAUACGAGAGGGCUUUGGUGAAAGGCCACAAGCAAAGCCUAGACCGCGGAGAUAGCAAAGAAAAUUUAGACGUAGACACACAUAAGUACAAAACCCAAGUGAUCCAUCUUAUGGAGGAAGGAAAUAAACUCAGCCCAGGCGAAGCAAGAAAAGCUUUUGGACUAUACUUAGGAUGCAUUUUGCGUAAGAUUUCUCAGCCUAGUGCAGACUCGGCGUGCUGCGAACUUGUUAUGAAAUUCCUUCAGCAGUCUGCUAGUAAUUUACGCACACCCUUCUUAUUCACUCUACCUAGUAAUAAAUUAGGCGACAAAGACCGUGCGGCGAUAACUGCCAAACAAUUGUCCGACUUCUUGCAUCUGUACAACAGAGAAACAGAUUUGUAUGCGGAUACGGUAGACCGUCCGCGAACUGUACCAAACAGAUUAUUCCAAAAAUUUCUCGCAACUGCUAACGAAGAAGAUCUGGAUGACGUACUAAUACUCCAAACACGACUGUAUAACUGCGCGCACAGCUUUCUAGGCAGAAGUGGUUUUGCGGGUAGCCUUCGUGGACCGAAUUUAUUGGGUUCCUUGCCUCAUAUCACCUCGAGGGUACAUUCUAAUGCCACUAGCACUGAGCAGUGUAAAUGUAACCAACCUAACAACAGGGCAAAUAAGCCUCCACGCUGAUGAAUUACGAGCGUCACUGCGUUCAAAUCCUUCUAGGUCAAAUUUUAACAUUAUCAAACUUAUUUAUUGCAAUGUCCAUCCAUAUUGUGGCAAAUGAGAGAUGCAUAGCGUUUUGAAUUGCACAACAUGCGACCGGAUGUAGCUUGACGGCUUUUGUGCCUGAGAUGAUUCGAUGCUACAAUAGAUUACAAAGGGCUUCUGAGUGCAAGGUUCUAUUACUUUACGCUUAAUAAUAAUUGUUGAAAAAAUUUGAUAAUUCUAAAUCUAGGUAACUUUCUUAUUGUUACUCCGGGUCUCGUCAAUUUCGCUUCGAGUGAUCCGAAAAUUGCAUUCAUUGCCAAAAUAGGUACUAUGGCUUUCAAUUUUAUUCACGUUCCUUUAUGUCGUAAGUAAAUUAAUAGCUGAACGUAUCUUCAAUUCACAUUAAUGGAAUUGGGCAAUAAUUUUUUUUCACUAGAAUGCAAAUUGAUCAUUCAAAAGCUCUUGAGUCUUACAAUCGAUUAACAAAACUGUUAUUAACGCUUACUUUAUGAUGCUCAUGAUAUAGCGAUUGGCAUUCGAAACGCUUACCUACAUCUUCAAUCUAGAGAGAUAUCUUAAGUUGGUCAACAACACCUAAAUCUAACAUCAUAGAAUAUGUUGAAACAGUUUUCCAAUUGAAUCCUCGGAGCAUAUAUACACUUUUAAAUUGCAUGCUUUUUUACAAUGUACUUUUAUAGGUAGAGAUAUUUUACACAAACGACGUAUGUUCUAUUUAUUUUACUCAUUAUAAUUGGCCAAUCCUGGCAAGUCAGAUUUGAUCUGACAGCGUCAAUAUUUUCACUCCAAGAGACGGAAUCUUGAUUAAAGUUUAAAGCAAAUUUCAAGAGCCUAGUCAACCGUUGUCAACAAAUUUAAUUAUGUUCAAAUAGUUCCAAUUUCAAGGUGUAUAUAGUAAUAGAAGUCGCAAAACGUUAAUUAAAGCUAAUAUUGCAAGUGAGUGACAAGGGGUACCCUUUCUCACUCAUUCUUUGGUGUUAUUUAAUAUUUAUUCUCUCGAAUGACAAACAAAUGGUUAUAAUGAACGUUUGACUUAAAUUGAUGAUUACUCACAUGCCGUACGAACUUAUGAUUUCUGAUAUGUUGGGGAUCAUGUGUUUUUUUUUCAUCAAUUUAAAUUAUUUAAUAGAAUAAAAUUGAUUCGUCUACCGAGCAAUUACGAAAAAUUAUAUGUUUAAUCAUGAAAAAUAGGUUGACUUGGUUACAUAUAAUAGAAGACUUUACAUUUUAACCAUUUAUGUGUCCAUUCAUUUUCUAAUGAUAAUCUUGUAGUGAAUGGCCUAAUAGACAAUAUUGAUAAGAAAAAAUUAUCUGUCGUAAAUCGGCAAAUUCUAGAAAAAACGAAUUUCUUCAAACAGAUUAUCAAUAUUUCUCGAAAUAUCGUUCCUAUUAGCACUGUGGUCUCUUCCAUUUAACAAGUUUCUUUACAAUAAUGAGUAUUAACAAUCUUAAUGUUUAAUUUUGCUCUUCGUGUCUAGUCAUUCCAGAAAUGGUGCACAUUUGUGACCAAACGAUAAAUAUUUAAUCAAUUGUUGAGCAAUUUAACAAACACCCAAUUACGAAUAUUACGUUUAUUGUUGGAGCGUUGCAAUAUGAGAAUAGCAGUUGCAGAUUUGACGUGUAUUUUAUUACCACAAUUAAAAUCUAGUUCCAAAAAUUGAAUAGCUGCUUAAAAUAAUAUCAAUCAAUACAUUCAUGCCUCUCAGAUAUGUUUGAGAACAAAUGUUAUAAUUGAUAAGUAUCUCUACGAUUUAUGUCUGAGGGAAAUGAAUAAGAAACAUUAUCACAAACACAAGUGAACUUAAUAGUGUAAAUUAAAAUAUGUAAAAUAAUAUAUCGCUAGUAUCGGAAAUACCUAGGUAGUGCGUCAGGCUUUUUGAAAACAGAAUGACUGAAGUGUCUCAUAAGUUAUGCAGGCUUUUUAUGAUGCAUGGGGUUGGCAGGCCCCAAUCCACAUGUUUCCACGAAUUGAGUGCUAGCGCACAAUAUUCAUUACCAUCCAUCCGAUUCCGUCUGUAUUUUACUGAUUUGUGCACAAAGUAAGAUAACUUUGGAUUUCUAUUUUCGAAUUUGUCUACAAAUGAUAAGCUACCGCCCGAAGUAUUGAUAGUUAUUUAUUAUCCCAGAUGUUUUCUCCAGCUUUUCGUACUUGAUAUACAUGCACUAUGAAUUAAACCAUGUGGUAAAUAUCACAGACAAUUUGUUAGAAUUGUACUAACUUAGGCAGCUCAUGUUUAUAUUAACUUAGAAUAACGUCGUUUAUUUAUAGAGUUUUUAUCACUUGUUCAUUAUAAUUUAUUGUUUUAGUUAACACUUAUGUUGUUAUAGAGAUAUUUAUUCAGUUACUCUCGUGAAGUUGUUUGGCGCUGUAUUAUAAAUCUUAGUUUUCAUUGUCGCAGGAAAUGAAGAUUUCCUUUCUUUUUAUAUUUCAAGCCACAAGCGCACAAUCAUAAGUUCAAGCUAGAAAAAUUUAAUCACAUUAUAUUAACGCACCUGUGUAUUUUCCGUGAACCUGUAGAUAUUGUCAUUGACGAUGCGCUACCGUUACUGCGUGUCGCUUCGUUGUCUUUAUAGUUUUGAAACUCUGUCGUUUAUUUUAGCAAGAUUUAUCAGCCUUAAAAAAUUUACAUCUAUGCAUGACGAAGUAAUAAGAAGUUUUUGUGAAUGCGGAAAUCUCUGCACGUUGCACUACAUUUCUCAAUACAUUACUUUUUUUAGUCUUAUAUGCAAUUAACGUCUUAUACUAUAAAAUAAGAUUGACUUCGAUUAGAAAUAUUCUUAUAUAUACCAUUUGCUUUGAUGGUCUGUCAAUCAUUGGAUAGGUAAAGCUUUUGAAAUAUUUUUCACUUCAAUUUAGUAAAUUCGAUCAGAAUUUUAUAACUUUUGACGAUAAUUUAUCCUAAAAUAUCGAAGAAAUGGAUCCAAAAGUAGUCAGAAUAAUUUGAUUUCAAUCCCCAAACUGCCUCCGAUCAUUUAAAGUUUAAAUUAUUGUGAGGAAACAAGACUACCUUAGACUAGUAAAUAUAGCUGUUCUUUAAUAAUGUAAAGUCCGUGCGCGGAGGUGUAUGCCUCCAUCUAAUUUUGAUAUAUAAAUUGUUCGCGUAGUGGUCGAUCACCUGUAUACUAUACUUAAGUCGAACAAAUGUCAUUGUGUGUACUUAAAAAUUUUGUAUUAUAUCACUUUUGAGUGAUUUCUUAUGUUAACGUUGUAAUGUGAAUCAAUGUCAUUGCUCGUGCUUGUCUUGCAAGGUUUUAUGCAGUAAUAUCAACACCGCAAGUUCCCAACACGAUAAUUUCCGGUCUUGGGUUUUCAUGUUUGAUGAUACAUUUUUGAUGUAGCCAUCGCAGUUGAAAUUCACCAUUUCUUGCGAUUAAUUACCAACGAGAUCACGAGCAGAUCUUGAAAUCAAUUUCAGAAUGAAUGAGGGGUGCUUUCAUGAACUACUCACAUUCUACAUGUGAUUUUAAACAAAUUUACUAGUCAGCUUAAAGAAUUGAUUUUUUCGAAAAGACAUCUAAAACUUAACAAACUAUGGAUGAUUCAGAAAUAUCAGCUUUGUAAAGAAAAACAAUGUAACAAAUAGUACUGGCAAUUCUACACGAUUUAAAAUCUUACAAUUAGCGGGAAACUAGCUGCUGGUGUUAUGUACAAGAAACAUAUAGAUAUGAGUUGAGGAUUGAAUAGAUGAUGAUUCUUGUCAGCUUUUAUAGCAUUCAUGCAAUUGACUAAUAAAUUACUAACUUGAGUUCAAUUCGAGAUAAUGUAAGAGUUUCUGGGAUAAACUGUGGAGGGUUGUAUGUAUUUCUGACAGCUAGUUCAAUAUCAAGGUGAUUUCAGCUUUAUUAACUGAUUGUAAAAAAUUACAUCGUUAAGUAUCGAAACAAAUAUGAUGCAGAGGUAUUAUCAAAACAUAUUUUUCCGAAUGUAUAAAGUGAUUAACUACAAACUACGAUUAAUAAAAACAUUUCACUUGGA
Athalia rosae (coleseed sawfly) is the source of this 7295-nucleotide messenger RNA. It is a transcript of the gene TTLL5, whose product is annotated as tubulin polyglutamylase TTLL5. The record is from RefSeq and is a predicted model, not a curated record. Bases 854 to 3280 code for a protein of 808 amino acids. The transcript is spliced from 15 exons. Lineage: Eukaryota; Metazoa; Arthropoda; Insecta; Hymenoptera; Athaliidae. Gene Ontology annotation, cellular component: cilium. Gene Ontology annotation, molecular function: tubulin-glutamic acid ligase activity; tubulin binding. Gene Ontology annotation, biological process: protein polyglutamylation; microtubule cytoskeleton organization.